CCUAUUGUCCUAGACUGCCUUAAUGCCCUGUACACAGCAGCAACCUUUGGUCUCUUCAAUUUCGAAGACUUCGACGUCUCUGAAUACGAAAAAUACCAGCAGCUCAAGCAUGGAGAUCUCAACUGGGUGAUUCCCCAAAAAUUUAUAGCAUUCAUUGGCCCCACGACAGAUCCUGGAACCCCUUAUCAUGCUCCUGAGCACUACAUUGACUAUUUCAUGAAGAAUAGAGUGAAAACUGUCGUCAGGUUGAACAGAGAAUCCUACGAUCCCUCCAGAUUCACAAAUCACGGAAUAUCCCAUUACGAGUUAUUUCUACCCGAUGGAAGUAUUCCAUCCAGAAAAAUUCUGCAUAAAUUCCUGAGACUAGCGGAGACUACCGAUGGCCCAUUAGCCAUUCACUGCAAAGCUGGAUUGGGACGCACCGGAACCCUGAUCGCGGCUUAUCUGAUAAAACAUUAUAAAAUGACCGCGAAAGAAGCAAUAGCCUGGACAAGAAUCUGUCGUCCAGGCUCGGUGAUAGGACAUCAACAAUCCUGGCUCGAAGACAUCCAGGAUGAACUCUGGAUGUCCGGUGAGCAACACAAACUGAGAAAUUUCGGUAACUCGAGGACUCUGAUUCAUCAUCACCGAGGAAUU
This is a messenger RNA of Fopius arisanus, 636 nucleotides long. Its product is annotated as dual specificity protein phosphatase CDC14B-like. The record is from RefSeq and is a predicted model, not a curated record. Gene Ontology annotation, molecular function: protein tyrosine/serine/threonine phosphatase activity; protein tyrosine phosphatase activity; protein serine/threonine phosphatase activity. Gene Ontology annotation, biological process: regulation of exit from mitosis; microtubule cytoskeleton organization; cilium assembly. The annotation marks the transcript as partial. Gene Ontology annotation, cellular component: centrosome; spindle pole; kinociliary basal body. The transcript is spliced from 3 exons. NCBI's taxonomy places the organism in Eukaryota, Metazoa, Arthropoda, Insecta, Hymenoptera, Braconidae.